Schizosaccharomyces cryophilus OY26 is the source of this 3414-nucleotide messenger RNA. Its product is annotated as metalloendopeptidase. Bases 55 to 3030 code for a protein of 991 amino acids. Lineage: Eukaryota; Fungi; Ascomycota; Schizosaccharomycetes; Schizosaccharomycetales; Schizosaccharomycetaceae. Gene Ontology annotation, cellular component: mitochondrial matrix. The record is from RefSeq and is a predicted model, not a curated record. The transcript has 2 exons. Gene Ontology annotation, molecular function: metal ion binding. Gene Ontology annotation, biological process: protein processing.
CCCAUACCUAAAGUUCGUGUCCAAAACCAAUAUUCCAUAGUUUUUCGAAAAACUAUGAAUCACGCCAGAAUAUCUUCAUUCUGUCGUAAAAACAUUGUAAAAAAUGAGUUUGGCAAACCUUUUCGUCGCUGGAUUCAUGUCGGUGAAAAGAUACACGACUUUUCCGUUAUAGAUAAAAGAAAAAUACCUGAGUUAGAGUUAGAAUACAUUCGUUUGCAGCAUGAUGCUACUAAGGCUGAUAUGAUCCAUCUUUCUCGAAACGAUCCUAAUAAUGUGUUCAGCAUUGGCUUUCAUACGCCUGCAGAUAAUGACAAGGGAAUUCCGCAUAUCUUAGAACACACUACAUUGUGCGGAAGCAACAGAUAUCCAGUCAGAGAUCCAUUCUUUAAAAUGCUGAAUCGCAGUUUGGCAAACUUUAUGAACGCUUUUACUGCCUCAGACUUCACUUUUUAUCCUUUUGCAACCGUGAACCCUACAGAUUAUAAAAAUUUACGAGAUGUUUACUUGGAUGCCACUCUUUUUCCAAAGUUAAGAAAGCUUGACUUUUUGCAAGAAGGAUGGAGAUUUGAGCACUCAAACGUUAAGGACAAGUCUACUCCUAUUAUUUACAAUGGUGUUGUCUUUAACGAAAUGAAAGGACAAGUUUCCGACUCUUCCUAUGUCUUUUACAUGCUCUUUCAGCAACAUCUCUUUCAGGGAACUGCGUAUGGCUCCAAUAGUGGAGGCGAUCCACUUGCCAUUCCAGAUUUAAGCUAUGAAGAAUUAGUCAACUUUCACAAAACUCAUUAUCAUCCCUCGAAUGCGAAAAUUUUUUCUUACGGCUCAUUUCCCCUGAAGGAGAAUCUGGCUGCUUUAAGUGAUACCUUUUCACAUUUCAGUCCUAAAGAAAUUCAUAAGCCAGAGAUGUAUCUCGCUGAUUUUGAAGGUGAAAGACGUGUCACUGAGUAUGGUCCCGCAGACCCCGUGAUGCCUCCUGACCACCAGGCUAAGUUUUCUAUUUCGUUUUUGGCAAAUGAUACAGCAGACAUUUACGAAACAUUUGCAUUGAAAAUACUCUCUAGACUAUGUUUAGACGGGUUUUCUUCUCCUAUGUACCAAGCUCUCAUCGAAUCUGGAUUGGGUUCAGAAUUUUCCCCAAACAGUGGUUAUGACUCUACUACAAAGAGGGGUAUUUUUUCUGUAGGAAUAGAAGGCGCUGGCAACGAUGCACUUCCCUUAUUAGAGGAAAAAAUCUAUUCUGUUUUCAAAGACUUGGCUGAGAACGGGUUUAAGCAAGAAAAGUUAGAUGCCAUUCUCCAUCAAAUGGAAAUUUCUUUGAAGCACAAAUCUGCUCACUUUGGUAUGGGACUAGCUCAGUCAGUUCCAUUUUACUGGUUUAAUGGCGUGGACCCAGCAGACUAUCUUUCCUGGAAUAAACAGAUUGAAUGGCUUAAGAACGAAAACAAAGAUGGUAAAUUAUUCCAGAAAUUGAUUCAAAAGUACGUCUUUAAGAACAAGUCACGAUUUGUUUUCAGCAUGUAUCCUUCUGCGGAUUUCUCGAAAAACUAUCAGAAAAAAGAAGCCGAAAAGCUACAGAGCCAUGUCUCGUCUCUUCCACAAAGCAAAAUCAGAGAAAUUGAACAAGUCAGUGCUGAUUUGUUAGAAAAGCAAUCAACACUUGAGGAUACCAGCUGUUUACCUACGCUCAGUGUUUCUGAUAUUAAUAAAGCUACAGAAAAGACUGAGCUUGAAUUCAUGGAACUGGGUAAUGUUCCUAUCCAAUGGUACAAAUUGAGCCCUGGUCUCACUUAUCUUCGACUAUUAUUUCCUUUGAAAGGAUUUCCUGAGCAUCUUCUCCCUUACCUUAGUGUAUACUGCGAUGCUUGUCUUAGUUUAGGAACUUCCGAGGAAAGCAUAGCUGAGAUUGAACAACAAAUCCGCCGGUAUACUGGUGGUAUUAAUGUUUCACCAUCUCUGGUUACCGAUCCUAAAGAUUUGUCUAAGGCUGGACUCAACUUAUAUGUUUCUGGUUAUUGUUUAGAUGAAAACGUGGGAAAAAUGACCAACUUGAUAAAAAAAGUGUUCUAUGAGACAAACUUUGACAAUCACGAAAAAUUAGCAACUAUGCUGAAGACAUCUAUAAGUGGUAUCACCGAUGGCAUAGCUGAAAGAGGACAUGCAUUUGCGCGCUUGUCAUCAGCUUCUAGCCUUACGAAGAAAGCACAUAUGUCUGAGCAACUCAAUGGUCUCAGUCAAGUGAAGCUACUUAGUCAACUGAACAGGGCGAAAGAUUUGGAUUUAUUAGUAUCUCACCUUAAAGAAAUUCACGAAUUUCUGAAAAAGUCUCAUGAUGUAAAGGUUGCAGUGAAUGCUGCACCUUCGCAACAAAUAGUUGUGAAGGAAUCCUUGAAGAAAUUGUUGCCUUCUCCAUCCAUGGAACCAGCAACACAAAAGCAAGAAGGCUCAGAAAGCUUUGGUCCUUCUUCCACUCAAGUUUAUCAUGAGCUUCCUUUCCAGACGAAUUUCGCCUCCACGUCAUAUAUUGGUGUUCCAUACACGCAUGAGGAUGGAGCAGCCUUACAAAUUUUAUCAUCAUUGCUUACUCACAAGUACCUACACGGAGAAAUUCGUGAGAAGGGCGGUGCCUAUGGUGCCGGUCUCUCAUACGGUGGAGUUGAUGGAAUUCUUUCCUUCUUUACUUAUCGAGAUGCUGAUCCAUCUCGAUCAUUAGCAAUUUUCACAGAGGCCUCAGAAUGGGCAGCUACACAUCUGUUCUCUGAAUCAGACCUUGAUGAGGCGAAGUUAAGCGUUUUUCAAGGUAUUGAUGCCCCUCAGAGCGAAAGCCAAAAGGGUAUACUGCAGUUUCUAGAUGGUGUUUCGGAUGACAUGUUACAAUACCGCAGAGAACGCCUUUUAGCUGUGACAGCAGAGGACGUCUCUCGUGUUGCCAAAGAAUAUUUGGUAAAUGGAAAAGUCUCUUCCAGUACUAUUUUGGGACCCAAGAUGUCCGUUCAGCCAGCCGGUUGGGAAAUUAACUCGCUCAGCUCUUAAAUCCUUUUUGAGGAAAAUGAGAGCACUCAUUUAAGACAUGGUUAACGAAAACCGGAAUAUUGUAUGAACUAAUGAUAAAAGUUGCGGCAAUUUUAAAGCCUUUUUGUUAAUAAAGUUUUAUGUUUUUAUACUAUGGAAUUGUUUCAUGACUGUUGCUAAGUUUGCAUGAGUCAUUGUUUUGUCGACAAGGAAAAAGAAACGUAUAUAAAUAAAGAUCUAAAUAUGAAAUCAUGAUGUUUUUGAUUCUUUUCAUGUCAAGCUGCAUCUUACAAAUGUGCAUUCAUUGAUAAGUUUCAGUAUACAGUUCCAGUGCUUUUGUAUGUAGUUGCUUCUCUCAAGUGUAAAAAGCUAUCAAAUCUAUUUUUAUUCAAUCUGAGUGUUAAC